Molecule: messenger RNA, 639 nt
Organism: Diatraea saccharalis (sugarcane borer)
Lineage: Eukaryota; Metazoa; Arthropoda; Insecta; Lepidoptera; Crambidae
Source: the annotation of a GenBank genome assembly
AUGGUUGGCGAGGUUGAUAUUGAGUACGUUUUGACAACAGCUAGAAAUAUAGAAUCUAAUUUUACCGAUGAAGUUAACGCUGGUCUCAUAGAUGUGAUUUCACCAUUGAAAUAUUAUUAUCCGACUGAAGAAAUCCCCGCGACUCUCGGAGACUCUGUCAAACGAACAUUGUGGAGAGCUAAGCAUGUCCUUGAUUGUGUAUACGUUAUGGCGUAUGGUCAUACCAAAGGUAGUUAUUAUUUAAUAAUGGAAGAUGACAUUAUCGCAAAGAAGGGGUACUUAACGGAAAUAAAACAAGUCAUAGGGUUUACAUCAAGGUACAAUAAAAACUGGCUAAUCAUAGAGUUCUGUCAGCAGCUCAAUGGCAUGGGAAAAUUGCUGCGGUCCUCUGAUGUUGAUCAUUUCAUUAAAUAUUUGCAGUUGUUUUAUUACAAUAUGCCUUUAGAUUUUCUGAUUGAAAGCUAUCUUCAAGAUAAAGUGUGCGGCAUUACCAAACGCAAGAAAACAUGUGAUGCUAUUGUUAAUGGUAUUAGAGCUAAAAGCACUUAUUCCUUAUUCAGUCACAUAGGACUAUAUUCUUCACUUAAAGGAAAAAUACAAAAGGUCGAGAUUCAACUGGUGACAAAAGAGAGGACAUGA